AUGUCAGCUCCGAAUAAAUCAGCAGACUCCCAAGACGAUGAUGAUGCAUGGAACAUUCAGUUACCACCCAUAGAUUUGCCCUCUACAUCCCAGAGUUUGACGGAAACACAAAAAAAGCUGCUGAAAUACCGCAGAGUCAAGGAGCAGCAAAAGAUGCUGAAUAAGAUAAUCGUUACUGGUGCUAUGCAGGACUAUACAACAGCCAUAGAAGAAUUUGCUAAGAAAGGUACUCCACCUCCUGCUCCAGAACUGCCUGCUACAAUGAAUAGUGAGCAGAGGAAAAUACGAAACAAUUAUCUCUUCAUGAAGAAGUGUGUAGAAAGUAAUCCAGUAGUGCCUAUUCCACAGAAUCAGGAAUGGUUAACUUCCAUGCUCACUUUGGUACCUCAGCAUCUAACAGAAGGCAAAGGCAGAGAAAAACUAGUUGAACAACUCUUAGCUGAGGUAACAACCGAUUAUGAAAUGAGCAUGAAGAGAUAUAUGGUGCGAAGUGUUCUGGUCAAGCCUUCUGUAAAAGGGCUUGAAUAUGAAAAAGAAGAACCGUUACCAGUUUCACCUAUUGGAUUAGACUUUUCCCAGCCUUGGCAUAAAAGCUUUUUACAAGCAAGAAAACAGAUUCUCGCAAAUUUACAUAUUCUUCAUCCAACUCUAAGAAUUUUACUGGAUAUUGGUUAUAAAACCUUUUCUAAUUUACUUAUAGUAGAUGUGUCAAGUUUCAGGUCAAAAGGCCCAAUUGAUUGUGAAUCACUUCAAAAUGAUGUGUCUAUAAACUGCUUAAAAACAGAAGAAAAGAUUUUAAACACAUGGUAUCCUAGGGUUAUCAAUCUCUUCACCAGAAAAGAGGCACUGGAAGGUGUAAAGGCAGACAAAGUUGAUUCUUUCUAUAAUUGUGUGGCUACACUUAUGUCUAAUCAGCUGAAGGAGUUAUUGAAAAGAACUGUUGAGGCUUAUGUGAAACUAUUUGAUCUUCAAGACCAAAGAUGGCUGCCUUUAUUUAAGAUGGAUUUGACUUUUGAUGAUGAGAAAAUGGACUUUUAUCCAAGCUUUCAAGAUCUGGAGGAUGCUAUAUUGUUCAUGAUUACUUUGAUUUCACAGAGUCUGCAGAAUGUCCAAACAGUACACUCUUGGUUAGGAGGCGGAACCGUUGUUUCAACGAUUGACACUGAACUUCCUGAUCAUGUGAUAAAAUGGGCAUCAUCUAUACUGAGGGGAGCAAUUAAUGAGAACUUGAAAGGUCCGAAAGCACAUUUUGAUUAUUAUGUUGAGAAAUAUGGCUGGCUGGUAGAUGGUUCUGCAGAUGACCGUAUAGGAACAUUUGAAGCUGAGGGACAUAGUUUUGAUGAAUAUGCAGAGUUUACAGAUGAAUUUCUCAGUCUUGCAAAGGAAAUAAUGAGCUUGCCAAUGUUAGCUCAUUUCCCUAUGAUUCGUUUAGACUGUGAGGAUUUGAAACAAGGUUUGGUUGACAAAGCAAGAAGCUUCGCAAAUAAAUUAUUGGCCAAAUUAGUCCACAAUCACAGAAGAGAAAAUGAAAUGAUAUGCCAAGAAUUUGAAACGAUUAAAGAACGUGCAUUAAAAAUCCCUGAGACAACUGAGGAGAUGAUGGCAAGUAUAGCUUAUAUAGACAUGGCUAAAACUGUAGGUCUCCACCAGCUGAAUGAAAGGAUCAAGGAAUGCAAGCAGCGAAUGAAUUACCUGCUAGAUGUUUAUCUAUUUGAUCAAGAUGACUUGACACUCAAUGCAACUGUCCUGUUGUGGCCUGUAUAUAUUAAUCCCAUCUUUGAUGAAAAUGAUGAUAUUAUUGAAAUGUCUAAACGUAAAGGUGAAAGUGAGUUAUUGGCCAAACGUGAGAAACUGAUACUAGAAAUAGAAAAGCAGACACGACGUAUGCAGGAAUUUUCAGAAUACUCAGAUUUAGACCGCAUGCAACAGUAUGUAACUGACAUGCGAACACUGCAGAAACGCAUACAAGAAGCUGAUGAAAUGGUUGCUUUUAUUAAUAAAGAGGAGGGGCUCUUUGAAUGGGAACAGACAGAAUACCCAGAUUUGGAGACUUUAAAAGUUAACAUUGAGCCCUACCAGAAACUUUUUGCUUUUAUAUUGAAAUGGCAGCGGACUGAAAAACGGUGGAUGGAUGGUGCUUUCUUAGACCUUAAUGGGGAAAGUAUGGAAAGUGAGGUAGAUGAAUUUUUUCGGGAAAUUUACAAGACACUAAGGUUCUUUCAACAGAAGCUAAAGAAAGCUGAACUAGAAAAGAAAAAGUCAAUGCAACGCAGACAACUAGUAGAUGAAAAGGUAGAGGACGAAAAAAAAGAUAAUCCAACCACUGUAAUGUGUGCUGCAGUAAUGGAGCAAAUUAAAGAUUUCAAGGAAAAUAUCCCUCUGGUGACUAUCCUGUGUAACCCAGGCAUAAGGACUCGUCACUGGCUACAGAUGUCUGAAAUUGUUGGAUAUGAUUUAACACCAGAUUCUGGAACAACACUAAGAAAAGUUCUAAAGCAGAACUUGACCCCUUACCUUGAACAAUUUGAAACCAUAAGUAUGGGAGCAAGCAAGGAAUUCUCAUUAGAGAAAGCAAUGCACACUAUGAUGGAGACCUGGGAUGCUAUUUCCUUUCAAACAAGCUUAUAUCGUGAGACUGGAGUUAGUAUUUUGUCUGCAGUUGAUGAGAUUCAGACUAUUCUGGAUGACCAGAUUGUAAAAACACAAACAAUGAGGGGAUCACCUUUCAUCAAACCAUUUGAAAAACCAAUGAAGGAGUGGGAAGAUCGCUUGAUUAGAAUUCAAGAGACUAUCGAUGAAUGGUUGAAAGUGCAGGCUCAGUGGCUUUACUUAGAACCCAUAUUUUCUUCGGAGGAUAUUAUGCAACAGAUGCCUGAGGAGGGGCGUCAGUUCCAGACUGUGGACCGAUACUGGAGAGACAUCAUGAGAUACUGUGCCAAGGACCCCAAGGUUCUUGCAGCAACCUCAUUGACAGGCUUGUUAGAAAAGCUUCAGAACUGUAAUGAACUUCUCGACAAAAUAAUGAAAGGACUGAAUGCUUAUCUUGAGAAGAAACGUCUGUUCUUUCCCCGCUUUUUCUUCUUAUCCAAUGAUGAAAUGUUGGAGAUCCUGUCAGAGACUAAAGAUCCUCUCAGAGUCCAACCUCAUUUGAAAAAAUGUUUUGAAGGUAUUGCUAAGCUGGAAUUUCUUUCCAAUUUGGAUAUCAAGGCAAUGUACAGCACUGAAGGUGAACGUGUGGAGCUGAUUUCAACUAUUUCAACUUCUGAAGCAAGAGGGGCUGUAGAAAAGUGGCUGAUACAAGUGGAAGAUAUCAUGCUGAGGAGCAUUCAUGAUGUCAUUGCAAGAUCACGGCUGGCAUAUCCAGAAAGAGAAAGAAAAGACUGGGUGAGAGAGUGGCCUGGCCAAGUAGUUCUCUGUGUCUCACAAAUGUUCUGGACAAGUGAAGUACAUGAUGCCAUAGCUAGUGGCCCACAGGGCUUAAAGAAUUAUUACAAUAACCUUCAGCUACAGUUAAAUGACAUUGUAGAGCUGGUAAGAGGAAAGUUGUCUAAGCAAACAAGAACUACAUUGGGUGCUUUGGUUACUAUUGAUGUACAUGCUAGAGAUGUUGUCAUGGAAAUGAUUGAAAGCGGUGUGUUGAAUGAAGCAGAUUUUCAGUGGCUUGCUCAGCUGCGAUAUUACUGGGAGUAUGAUAAUGUGCGGGUGCGCAUCAUCAACUGCAAUGUAAAAUAUGCUUAUGAAUAUCUUGGCAACUCUCCUCGUCUCGUCAUUACGCCUCUCACAGACCGAUGUUAUCGUACUUUGAUUGGAGCGUUUUAUUUAAAUCUUGGUGGAGCUCCAGAGGGCCCAGCAGGCACAGGUAAAACUGAGACCACCAAAGACUUGGCUAAAGCUCUUGCUGUGCAGUGUGUUGUCUUCAACUGUUCUGACGGCCUUGAUUACCUAGCCAUGGGGAAGUUUUUCAAGGGUCUGGCAUCUUCUGGUGCUUGGGCCUGCUUUGAUGAAUUCAAUCGUAUUGAGCUGGAAGUGCUGUCUGUGGUAGCGCAACAGAUUCUUUGCAUCCAGAGGGCUAUACAGCUGAAGCUGGAGAUAUUUAAUUUUGAAGGGACAGAACUAAAACUUAAUCCCAACUGUUUUGUUGCUAUUACCAUGAAUCCAGGAUAUGCAGGUCGCUCAGAACUUCCUGACAAUCUGAAGGUCCUUUUCCGAACAGUGGCCAUGAUGGUUCCUAACUAUGCCCUCAUUGCUGAAAUUUCUCUGUACUCUUAUGGGUUUCUGAAUGCUAAGCCAUUAUCAGUGAAAAUAGUAAUGACAUACAGAUUGUGCUCAGAACAACUCUCAUCUCAGUUCCAUUAUGACUAUGGUAUGCGUGCAGUCAAAGCUGUACUAAUAGCUGCUGGCAACCUCAAACUGAAAUACCCAGUAGAGAAUGAGGAUAUAUUGCUUCUCAGAUCAAUCAAGGAUGUAAAUGAGCCCAAAUUUUUGUCACAUGACAUACCUCUCUUUAUGGGCAUUACAAGUGAUUUAUUCCCUGGUAUUAAACUCCCUGAAGCUGACUACAAAGAUUUUCUAGAAUGUGCAAAUGAAUGCUGUAAAACCCAUAAUGUCCAGCCUGUUAAAGUGUUUCUAGAAAAGAUGAUACAGACCUAUGAAAUGAUGAUAGUCAGACAUGG
Molecule: messenger RNA, 4673 nt
Organism: Gekko japonicus
Lineage: Eukaryota; Metazoa; Chordata; Lepidosauria; Squamata; Gekkonidae
Product: dynein heavy chain 12, axonemal-like
Biological process (GO): microtubule-based movement
Cellular component (GO): dynein complex
Molecular function (GO): minus-end-directed microtubule motor activity; ATP binding; dynein light intermediate chain binding
Source: RefSeq, a predicted model, not a curated record